AUGUCAGAUACAAUAAUAAUAGACCGUGGAAUAUCUCAUGGUGCGGCAAGAGUCCAUGGGGUUAACCCCGUUUUUCUUGUGGAGAAAAUCAUAAGAGAGAGAAUACUAGACAGUCUUUACUGGAAGAAGGAUUGUUUUCACUUGAAUGCGCUUACGAUAUUGGAUAAGGCAGUUGCGCUACGGAUGGUGGGGACGUACUCUAAUGUUAACCGAACUAAGCCGUGUAUAUUCAUGUGCUUGCUUCUCAAGAUGCUCCAAAUCCAGCCUUCUCCAGAGAUAGUGAACUAUCUGCUACGACAACCCCACUUCAAAUACGUUACAGCAUUAGCUGCGCUCUACGUGAGGCUGACUUCCAGUUCCGUGCAAGUGUACAAGACUUUGGAACCGUUACUGGAGGACUAUCGAAAACUGGUUUUGUUCGAUGGAAUGAAGAAAAGGCUGAUUCAUAUGGAUGAGCUGGUGGAUGAUCUCUUAACAAAAGAGAAGUUUUGCGAUUUGAUGAUGCCGCGUCUUGUUGAUCGUCUUCAGCUAGAAGAGCAAGAGUUGAUCGAUCCGAGGGAGAGUGUUCUUCAAGAAGAAUUUGAAAAAGAGCUUGAGGACGGCUUAUAG
Molecule: messenger RNA, 609 nt
Organism: Kuraishia capsulata CBS 1993
Lineage: Eukaryota; Fungi; Ascomycota; Pichiomycetes; Pichiales; Pichiaceae
Exons: 1
Coding region: 1-609 (202 amino acids)
Cellular component (GO): precatalytic spliceosome
Source: RefSeq, a predicted model, not a curated record